GGGACGCGAUGUCGAAAAAUGUUGAUUACACGACCUCACCUUAUGCUCAGUGCUCCAUGCGCUGCUGAUGUGUUUGAACAGUUUCAUGAAAUUCACAAAAUUCUAUGUUCAAUAAAAAUCUGCUGUCAUCAAUACAGAAGAAAAUAGUUUAGCAUAGACAACUAAGCAUAGGAAAAGCCAUGCUGGACAACGACGCCAGCAACAACAAUUGCAAUCCACAUAAACUGCCACUCGGGGAUCUUAAGUUCGCCCUCUCUGGCCAGGAUGGCGUCAAGCGGCAUGUCCCCGCUCUGGAUGUGCAUUGGGUGAGACGAGAGAAGCCCUUUGGUAGCUACAUUUGCCUGAUGAGCUCCUAUGGCAAGCUCAAGACCGCUGCGGCCCUGGAGGAAUGGACAUUUACGGCCAACAAUUGCCGUCAGGAUUUGGAGUUUCUGCUUGGCUUGAGCCAGCAUGAAUUCUGGUCGUAUAUGGUAUACGAAGAGUCGGCCAUGGCUGCCAUUGUGACAUUCCUGCAACGAGCCAAUCCAUACUACAGACAACCCGAUGUCAGUGAUAAUUCCGCACAGGAUAAGGAGAUCGCUCAGGCCAAUCAACUGUAUGCGCAGCUCCUUAGACUCGUUGUGCGUCUGGUGAUGCGUCUCUGCACCGCAAAAGAAUCGGCCUCCGAAUGGAUUACCCCUCAGCAGCACAGUAGCCUCCUAUAUAGCAACUAUCUGAUCUCUGUGCCGCUUCUGUUCGAUCUGGCCAUUGCUGUGGGCGACUCCGAGCCGCGAAAUGUGGCCCUGCUGAGUCAAAUCUUUGACAGCGUUCUGCGUAUUCAGCCGGAGUACAAGAAGGACCUGAAGGAGGCAGUGGCCUUCUAUGAAAAUGCCUUUCUCAGCAUGCAGAUUCAAGUGGAAAACGAAGGCUGCGAGGGCGCAGGCGGUGGUGUGCCGAUUGAUGGUGAUCUGGAGACGCCCUACGAUGAUGUGGUGCUGUUUGCCUUAGAUUGUGCCUAUACGCUGCGAAUCUUGCUGCAGCUACGUCCAGAGCUGGUGGAGACCAUCGAAGAACUUCGCCUGGUGCAAAGCAUUGCCAAUUUCUACGAUCUGACUGUUCCCAUGCUGUACAAGAACAUCUAUAUGGUGAAUCCCCAGGCGAAUUCCCUGCGCUGGCUGAACGAGACCCGCCAGCAAUUCCUUGGCGUGGUUCGUGAUGUCAUCAGCUCACAGCUGCAAGGCGGACGAGGCCAGCAGUUGGUGGAGCUGCUGCAGGAGUGCCUCUCCGCCCAAACGUUUGUGGUGGACUACCAGCGACAGUAUCCGCUCGAGCAUGACAUGCAAAUGCUGCUAAAUCGCUGUCCCAAUGUGAAGAACUAUAAGGUGGACUUUGUGGUAUCUGGCUAUCAGAAGGCUGUGAGCACUUGCCUCAGUGGCGUCAUGGCCGAUGAGCUGGACAGUAGCCGGGACGUCUCUUUUGACGGCGACGAAGAGGAGGACUCUACGCCCACCUCGCCACUGCCUCAGGCCACCUCCAAUGGGUCAACGCGCGACAUUGAUCUGGAGGUCAGCGCUGUCCUGGAUGUGUUGCCCGAUCUGGGCAUGGGCUUCAUACGUUCCCUCCUCACUCGCUACGAGAACAGCGAGCAGGCGAUAGCAGCCAUUUUAGAUGACAAUCUGCCACCGGAUCUAGCUGAAAUGGAUCGGCAGAAGGUAUAUGUACCACCCGAUCCACAAGAUAAGCUCCAGAGUCAGACGGGCGUGCGUCACUUCAAUGUGUGCGAUGGCGAUCGCUAUGAUGUCCUCACGCAGGAUAAGCCCGAGUGCAUUAUCAAGCAAGGCAAGGGUCUGCCUGGUGGUCCACGCAAUGCCGAGCAGCUGCUGGACGACAAAACGGAUGUGAAAAAGCUGAAGGAGCGCUACCAGCAGUAUGCCAUGGUCGAAGAGUCGACUCACGAUGGCGAUGGCGUGGAAUACGAUGAUGAGUACGAUGACAGCUACGAGGCCCUCAACGAGGGUCAAGCACCGCCCGUGAGUCUCCUGCGUGCGCGAAUGCAGGCGGCCUCGCACUUGGCGUCCUCUCACGCUGCUGCCUACGAGAUCCAGGACCAGGAGGAGGAUGACGACGAUAGCUCCGAUAGCAAGUCCGAAAAGGGGACGGUGUCCCGUGGGGGCGCCGACUUCUGUGAGAACCCGGAGGUUAUCCGUGCCCGUUACCAACAACGACAAAUGGCCAAAUAUGGCCAGCGGGGAUCAAGUGGGGCACAGCAGAGUGCUGCUGUGAGCGGGGCGCCCAAGGGACAAGGCCAGACGCAGCAGACCCAACGCAGCCGCGGCCAAAAGGAGGCGCACAAAUCAUCGCGUGCCAAUCACAAUCGCAAGGCAGGAGCUGCCUUUAAGCGCAGCAAAGGUAUGAUGUCCUAAAGCAUAAAUAAAAGAUUACUAUGUGAACGCA
Molecule: messenger RNA, 2433 nt
Organism: Drosophila persimilis
Lineage: Eukaryota; Metazoa; Arthropoda; Insecta; Diptera; Drosophilidae
Product: activating signal cointegrator 1 complex subunit 2
Exons: 5
Coding region: 180-2402 (740 amino acids)
Biological process (GO): regulation of DNA-templated transcription
Molecular function (GO): ubiquitin binding
Source: RefSeq, a predicted model, not a curated record